CCCGGCCUCUGCAACAUUACCACACAGCGCUCUGGACUACAAAAUCCAUUUUGCUGCGCGCAGGAGGGCGUGGCUUGCAGGGGAAAGGGGCCGUUACGUCUGUCAACGGCUCCAGCAGCGAAGAGGGAGGAGGAGGAGCAGCGGGAGGCGGUGAGAGGGCUCUGAGCUUCCGCAUUGGAGACCGGCCGGUGGGGCCGCUGUGUUGUUGUUGUUGUUGGCUGCUCCCUGCCUGGCGGAGAAUGGGCCAGCGGUGACCGUGUCCAGCCAUGUCUCACCCCCCGCAGUCCCCCUCGCAGGUCCAGCAGCAGCAGAGGAGGAGGGAUCGCCGCAUCUUCUCCGGGACAUGCCCGGACCCCAAGUGCCGGGCCCGGCUCUUCUUCCCGGCCCAGGGCUCGGCCAGCAUCGAGUGCACGGACUGCGGGCAGCGGCACGAGCAGAGGCAGCUGCUGGAGGUGGAGGAAGUGACCGAGCCGGAUGUGGUGCUGCACAACCUGCUGAGGAACGCCCUGCUCGGGGUGGCCGGGCCUCCCAGGAGGAACACUGACAUGGUGAAAGUCAUGGGGCUCUCCAACUACCACUGCAAGCUGCUCUCCCCCAUCCUGGCACGGUAUGGCAUGGACAAGCAGACAGGCAAGGCCAAGCUCCUGAGGGACAUGAACCAGGGGGAUGUGUUCGACUGCUCCUUGCUGGGCGACCGGGCCUUCCUCAUCGAACCCGAGCACGUAGACACGGUGGGCUACGGUAAAGACCGCUCAGGUAGCCUACUGUAUCUGCACGACACUCUGGAGGACAUCAAAAGGGCCAACAGUAACCAGGAAUGCUUUAUCCCGGUCCACGUUGAUGGCGAUGGCCACUGUCUGGUCCAUGCCGUGUCACGGGCGCUGGUAGGUAGGGAGCUCUUUUGGCACGCACUGCGGGAGAACCUGAAGAAGCAUUUGAAAGAUAACUUAGACCGAUACAAAGCUCUUUUUCAUGACUUCAUUGAUGCCGCUGAAUGGGAAGACAUCAUUAAUGAGUGCGACCCUUUGUUUGUUCCUCCUGAAGGUGUACCCCAUGGACUGCGAAACAUUCACAUUUUCGGCCUGGCUAAUGUGCUUCACCGCCCCAUUAUACUUUUAGAUUCUCUAAGCGGAAUGAGGAGUUCUGGUGACUAUUCUGCUACGUUCCUUCCUGGCCUCAUACCAGUGGAGAAUUGUAAGGGCAAAGAAGGACAACUGAAUAAGCCAAUAUGCAUUGCGUGGAGCAGCUCCGGGCGCAACCACUACAUUCCUUUGGUUGGCAUAAAAGGCAUCUCUUUGCCAAAGCUGCCAUUAAAAUUGCUCCCAAAAGCAUGGGGGGUGCCCCAAGAUUUAAUAAGGGAGUAUAUAAAGUUGGAAGAGGAUGGAAGUUGUGUGAUUGGCGGGGACAGGAGUUUGCAGGAUAAAUAUUUACUCAGACUGGUUGCUGCAAUGGAAGAGGUUUUCAUGAACAUGCAUGGCAUUCACCCCAGUUUAGUAGCCGACGUCCAUCAAUACUUUUACAGAAGAACGGGAGUUAUUGGAAUCCAGCCUGAAGAAGUGACCACUGCCGCGAAAAAGGCGGUUCUCGAGAACCGUCUUUUUAAGUGUCUUAUCUGUGGCGCUUUGUCAGAACUUCUUGUCCCCCCAGAGUGGUUGACACAGGGUGGGAAAUUAUAUAAUCUUGCAAAGACCACUCAUGGACAGCUGAAGCCUGAUAAAAACUAUAGUUUUCCCCUUAACAAUAUAGUCUGUUCCUAUGAUAUUACAAAUGACAUAUUGGUGCCCGACUAUAACUUGAGUAAUUUGACUAGUUGUAAUUGGUGCCGUGGAAAUUCUGUGCGUAGAGUCAGAAGUGAUGCCUCAAUUGUAUAUAUAGAUGGAGACCGAACAAAUACCAGGUCACUUGGUGGAAAAUGUGGUUGUGGGUUCAAACAUUACUGGGAUGGUAAAGAAUAUGACAACUUGCCUGAAGCCUUCCCUAUUACUCUUGAGUGGGGUGGAAGAGUAGUGAGGGAGACUGUGUACUGGUUCCAAUAUGAAAGUGAAGUGACUCUCAAUAGCAAUGUGUAUGACGUUGCAAUGAAGCUUGUCACAAAGCAUUUUCCUGGGGAAUUUGGCAGCGAAAUUCUUGUACAGAAAGUGGUUAACACAAUAUUACACCAGACUGCCAAAAAGAACCCUGGUGAUUAUACACCAGUAUCUAUUGAUGGAGCUCAUGUACAAAGAAUAGAGGAUAUGCAGAUGGAAAAGGAGCCAGAAUCCCAGCUGCCCACCAAAAUCAUCUUAACUGGUCAGAAAGCAAAGACUUUGCACAAAGAGGAACUAAAUAUGAGCAAAGCAGAAAGGAAACUUCAGCAAAAUAUUUCUGACCAAGCCAUCAUAAUGCAAAAACGCAAAACUGAAAAAAUGAAACAAGAACAGAAAGGACAAGCAAGGACAUCAUCCCCUGGAAGUGUCAGAGACAGUUCAUCAUCAGGCCCGUCAACACCCACUAAAACACCUUACUCCCCAACAUCAUCCAAAGAAAAGAAAAUUCGGAUAACAACCAAUGAUGGUAGACAGGCAAUGCUCACAUUAAAAUCCUCAACCACCUUCUUUGAACUGCAGGAAAGUAUAGCCAAAGAGUUGGAUAUCCUUCCCCAAUUGCAAUGCAUACGUUAUGGAUUCCCACCAAAAGAACUUUUACCACCCAGAGAUGGCAUGGAAAAUGAGCCAGUUCCUUUACAACAUGGUGACCGGGUCACAGUAGAGAUUUUGAAGGCCAAGGACAAAGCUGUUCUUCACACUUCACCUCACUCUGUCCAUAAUGUGAAAGCCGAGGACCCAGCAGUGUCUGCUAAAUCAGUGUCUAGAGAACUUCAAGAGCAGAUUGACAAAGAAAUGUAUUCUUUAUGUUUGCUGGCAACUUUAAUGGGUAAGGGAAAACAAUUCAUUUUAUCCAGGGGGGCACUCUUUAAUUUAACAUUCAAUUUGCCUGUUUCAUCUGUGUUUUGGCAUUCACUAUAUUGUUUUUUCCCUUCUCCUUCAAGCCUUUCACAUCUUUGUGUGUCCAAAUGUGAUAUAUACGGAGGAUAUAGCCUUCACUCCAUAGAAGUUGGGUCAAUUUGUUUAUGUUCUAUAUUGGAUUCAGUAAAGUAUGAAUUAUCAUGAAUUCAAAGUGAAUUUAACAUUUUAGGCCAAAAUAGUUGAAUGUGAACAUUCUCUCAUAUUAAGUCAUUUAUGUUUUCAGUCAACAAUAUUGGACUAAAAGUAGAAAUGGGACAGUUUCCACUUUAGAACUGUUUUUUUUUUUUUUUUCCAUCUUCAUAAAUGGAGCACUCCUUAGCCACAUUGAUAAUGUGGAAGAGGCGGAGAGUGCUUAGCUACCUCCAAAGUAUUCUCAUCCAAUUACCACUAUCCCGGCAGGACAUUAUUGAUAAUGUGAAAAUCAUAAUAAUGCAUUGGCAAUGUACCAGAGGAGUGGAAAACCCCCAAUUUGUUAUUAGCGUUAAAUAUUAGAGAUUCCGGUUUCUGAUUUAUGUUAUCCUCCUAAUUGGUGUUUGUCAGGCUAAGAAUUUGUACUUUGGCUAAAGUUAAUAUUGCGAUAUGGAGUCAAGGUUUAUAACUGCAGGUAAUGAUCAGAGUAUAAAAAUUAACUAGUUGAUAAAAUAUUUCUGUUCUGUCCUUGAAACUAUGCUUGCAUGCAACAUGCAACCCAAUAACACAAAAGUCUGUAUGGCUACUGUGCUGGAGGCGUAAAUAGCACUUUGAAGACUAAUGCAUUGCUAGUCCUACUUAAUCAAAUACUGUCUUGCUAAGAGCUGGAAAGUUAACGUCCUUGUAUCAGCAGCUAUCUGCAUUUUCUGUUUCCAAGUGAAAUGCCGAAUAAUGUUUAUACCACUAGAGUGUUUUCUCGGUGCUGUAGUUAUUCAUAAUUCAGUUUGUUGGAUUGUUUGGCAUCAGAUUGCAAAUGUUCUAAGUUUUGCCUUUGGAGCAAUGUAAGUGCAUAUCUCAUUAGAAUUUUCAGUUUCGAUUCUUCGUUGUUAGGUUCACAGUACCUCUGCACUAUAAAGGAGAACUCCACGUUGACUUGUCAGCUGAAGUGUCAGAGUCUAGCUGUCACUGGAGAUAUUAUUGUUGCUGACCUUUGGCAUACUAGAUAGGAAAUAAAGUUUUCGUCAGCUGCUUCUCAUUGCUAGAAAGAAGGUUUCUUCCUUCUGAAUAGAAGUUAUAAUGAACUCAAACCCUGCCUGGUCUGACUUGUAGUUUUACAUAAUUUUCACUAAGCUGGUUUUAUUCUUUAAAGAAAUGUUUGUUCUGCUAAUUGAAGGCCAUAUUUCUCAGUGUUACUAAGGAUGCUUAUGGGAAAUCUGAACAAUUGUGACUCAGAAGAAACAUUGCUGUCAUGCAAGAUUCUUUUAUAUAAUCAAGUGUGUGUUAGCCACAUUACAUAUCAACUUUUCUUGGCAUCUAGCCUGGCUGUGAAAGAGUGUAUGUGCGUGUUUAUUUUUAAUUAACUCUUUUAGAAUUUAAAGCAUUAAAGGUGCUUUUAAUUAUUCUAAAUCCCUACAUGCCUUUUUAUGGUGUUAAGCUGUUGUCAGGUCCUUGUCGAACCAUUUCUGGGAGCCACCUGCUAGAAUUGCCGUGCAAAUACUCUGUCUAUGAAAGCCAGAAUAUGGAUGAAUUUAAAGGGACACUAUAGUCACCAAAAUCACUUUACGAAGCCGUUUUGAUGUAUAGAUCAUGGCUCUGAAGUUUCACUGCUGACUAAGCAGGGCGUAGCUAAAAUGUUUAAUCCUGAACCUCCUUUGAGUUCAGUGGAAGAGCUGUACAUGUGAACAGCCAAUGCAAAUAGCGGUAAUACUGUACGUCUGUACAGAACCAUAGAACAAAGCAUACUGAGCUUCCGUAUGGCUUACACUACCCCUUUUCAUAUCUCCAGUCCAGACCCAUCACAGUUUAAUUUCUCAGAAUAUUAGGAGGUAUGCUGGAGCACCAUUCUAGAAAUCUGCUGGAGGGUAAUCUAUGCUAUUGCUUGUGUCGUGCAAGCUAUUGUGAAGGUUGCAUUUCAGUACACUCGUGGUGCCAGAGAUCGAAAAUGAACAACCAGUUAGCUAUGUUUACGGUUUACCUUGAUGUUAUAGGGUAGAGUCAGGUCUGUUAGUGUUCACAUUAUGCUGCAUUUAAUUCACUUCAGUUUGCUGUGCUGAUGGGGCAGAUGUCAGUAAUAUAAGUUCCAACACUUUCGGUCUAUCAGAUUGACAAUCUGACGUAUACUUGCAAUGGAUUCUGCCACCGCAUUGCUGGACUUUGCAGCAGUUCUAGAUUAACGCAAAUACAUUUAUCUUGUUCCAUAGCAACAAUUAGAAUGUAAUGAAAUUGUUUCAUGAAGAAAGAAGAGACUUGAUAUAGCUCAAAGACAUUCAUUUAAUAUCUUAUUCAAAAUAUAGCUUUAACACUGCUCAUUUAACGUAAUUUAAAAAUUUUUCCCUCCUGUUGUUUACAUUGUGCUAGCAAAUGUAAAGUUUAUGCACAAGGGGUAUACCUGCUAGAAUGUAGAGGUUAUGUAUUCAGUAGACCAUGGCCUAUGCAAUUGCUUGGCUCCCUAUUGUUUUCAAAUUGAGUCAGUGGAGGCCCUAUGACUAGUAGUAAGGAGUUUAAAAAUAAUUUCAUAAUCUAACCUGUGAUAGUGAGUGGAACUUGUUUAAUGGAUUAUCCAAGUGGAUCUUGUGCAGAUACCUGUGGUGUGAUAGCACACCAGUGACACCACUACUUGCUAGGAACUCAGGAUGGCCUGGAUCCACAAGAUGGAGGUGGUAAAAAUGGAGAGCUCUAAGUAUUUCCCCUUUCUUCCACUUGACACCAGCAUGAAAGUGAUCAUGUCACAUUUAGUGUUCCUUGGAAAAAUUAUGUUAUUAUUCAACAAAUUCCGCAGCGCUUUUCAGUGGGUGAACAAACAAACUUGUAGUUGUAACCAGACAAGCUGGACACACAGGAACAAAGGGGUUGAGGGCCCUGCUCAAUGAGCUUACAUGCUAGAGGGAGUGGGGUAAAGUGACACAAAAGGUAAGGAUAGUAUUAGACUAAUGACAGUUGCAAGAGAGGAAUAAGUCGGUUGCUAUUAACAGUUUAAUUUAUACGCUUUUAUGAAGAAGUGGGUUUUUAAUGAUUUUUUGAAGGAGUGGAGACUGGGUGAGCAUCUAACGGAGGAGGGAAGUGAGUUCCACGGUAACGGUGCGGCCCUCGAAGUCUUGAAGGCGAGCAUCAGAGGUGGGAGUACGGACAGAAGAAAGACGUAAGUCUUCAGCAGAGUGUAAGGGCCUAGACGGGGCAUACUUGUGUAUGAGGUAGGAUAGAUAGGUGGGGAGCAGCAUUAUGGUAGAGAUUUGAAAGCAAGAACCAGAAUUUUAAAUUGAGCCCUAUAUCUUACAUGAAGCCAAUGUAGGGUCUGACGGAAGGGUGAGGCGUGGGACGUGCGGGUGGACAGGAAGAUGAGUCUCACUGCCGCAUUCAUUAUGUACUGUAAUGGUGCAGGUUGGGAGCACAUAAGACCACUGAAAAGCAGAUUACAGUAGUUAAGGCGAGAAAGGAUAGUGGAAUGGACCAUAUGUAAAUAUCCAUCAAGUAAUAGAUGUCCUUUUUGUUACUCUUGACUAGUAUGCUAUAGUUCCAUUAGGCGUCUCCUUAAUACAUUGGUCUUUAAUUCAUGACGCAAGAUCUUUGAUACAAGAGUACCUAAUGUUUUUUUUAGAAAUAGGGAUCGACCAAUAUAAUUUUUGGUCGAUACUGUUGAACGGUUGCCUUUUAGGUUAAUUGCUGAUUUUCUGCACAUUUAAAAAAAAACAAAAACAAAUGUUUGUUUUUUAACCCCUUAAUAACACAUGACAUGUGUGACAUGUCAUGAUUCCCUUUUAUUCCAGAAGUUUGGUCCUUAAGGGGUUAAGUAACUCAAUUGCUACACAAAUCUGGAAUUAACUAAACAUACUGACAGAAAUCACACUCCUAUCAGUCUCAGGCCACUACAUGCUGGGAUCAGUGAGAUCCCAGCAUUUUUUUUUUAAAAGGGACACUGUAGUCACCCAGACCACUUCAGCUCAAUGAACUGGUCUGGGUGCCAGGUCCCCCAGGUUUUAACCCUUCAGAUGUAAAUAUAACAAUUUCAGAGAAACUAUGUUUACAUUGCAGGGUUAAUCCAACCUCUAGUGGCUGUCUUCCUGACAGCCGCUAGAGGCGCUUCUGCGACGCUGCAUGCGAAAUUUGUCCAUUGAGAAAUGCUUUCCUAUGGACUGUUUGAAUGUGCGCGGCACUUGCCGUGCAUGUGCAUUCAGCUCCACUCGGGAGCUGAUGGCGGGGGAGGAGAGGUCACCAGCGCCGAGGGACCCCGGCGCUGGAUUAAAGUAAGUAGCCGAAGGUGGGUCCUAAGGACGAGUUUGUUUUCCUGACACUAUAGUGAUCCUUUAAUUUAUUAUGGGCAUUUAUAAAGCACCAACAUAUUACGCAGUGUAGUGUACAGUGCUGUUACUGGUAGGAUUGUGCUGUCAGCAAUCACACGCCUAUCACGCUCAGUCAGCCAACCCAGUACAUUACAGUAGGUUAUUCACUGUCUUACCUCUCUGCCUUCAGCUGAGCUCUGCAUGAGGGGACUCACAUAAAGCGGUGACAUGAGGUCACAAUGUGGCACUUCAUUGGCUGGAGGCUAGAGUUUCCAGAAGACUGAGUGUGGUGACUGGGAGAAGUUACCGGUAAUAUUGUUAAAUGAAAUUAUCGGUUAAAUACUGAAUAUCUUCUCUGAUAAUGAGGAUCUCAUAAUCUGCCUAUCCCUAUUUACAAUGAAGAAAACAAAUAUCUUAAAAUAUAAAAGUCAAGACUCUUUCUUUACUUUUUUUUUUUUUUUUUAUUAGUCCACAUUGCCAAAUGUUGGAGCAGCCUAAUUGUAUUUGUUUAUCUCUUGGCACAUGGCAGCUCAAGACCUGCUGUCAUGCUAUGAUUUCAAGUUGUUUACCCGUUUUGUCUGAUGAUGAGCUGUAUUCAGGGAAGAGGCUGCAGCAAAUGCUUUUAGUAGUUUUUCUUUUCUCUUCCUUUUUUUUUGUGUUUUGUAAAAGCCUACAAAUGUUUCAUUAUUUAUACAAUCUGUAAUGGUAAAUUAAUGAAAUCAUAUGGAUUUUCAGAAGCAAUACAUUGAAUUCUGCCAUAUUUUUGUUUAUUUUGUAACCGCUUGUUUGUAAGAAGAAAUGCUGGCGUGUCCAAAAGUCUGUAGAAUUAUCUGAAAAUGUUUGUCUUUCUGUGUGUGUGUGUGUGUGUGUGUGUGUGUGUGUGUUAGUUAUAAUAUAUUGUACAAAUGCCCAUUCUAGUUUUAAAUCCAAAGCAAUCUUUUAGUGUUCCUUCUAAUGCCUUUGAUGUUUCUGGGGUGUUUUUUCUAUUGGUAGUGGAAAGCUAAUAUUUGGCACUCUGCUAUACACUAUGUUUCCCUUGAUGCUCCUUCAUGAGAAACAAAUCCCACUGGGUGUUUUUCUGGCUGGCUCUUGAUAUUGUUAUUUUAUGUGACAAUCUCUCAGUGCAUAUAGCUUGAGCCACAAUCUUCAACACAAUGUCGUAUCCCCAGUCUACGAGUUUGAAACACUUGGCAUGUAAUAGCAACUGCACUGAAAUAUAACAGAUUUGGCCUGCGUUCUGCACUUGUCACACUGCAAAUGUUGCAGUCUGCUUUGUGAAAUAAAAUAAAACAUUUAUAAAAUGAAGUGUUAAACAAAAGUAUUUUAAAAUCUCAUAACCACGUGUAUAAAGAAUCUUAUUACAUUUAGUAGUGUGUCCUACGAACACAAUGGACUUCUCUUAUAAUAUAUAUCUUUGCUACUAUAGGGGGGGGAUUUAAAUAUUUAUGUGGCCCAUUUUUUAUAGUUUAGAAAUGUUACCUUGUGCUGUAUAGAGUAUUGGGUGCUUGAAUCAAUAAUUUUUUAUUUUUUUUUGGUGUGAAUUUUAAAGCAACACUUAAAUCAUUAGUUUUGUCAGUUUCCCGAUUUUCCCGAUUCCCGCAUAUAGCUUCUACAGAGCUGAAGAAGCAGAAAACCAAUACCGCAAACCAUUCCUUGACUUAAAGCAUUAGCUGACCGCUCUGACAAUGAACGUAACUCUGUGGAUAGGAUGCAUAGAGUUUAUAUUAGCAAGCGGUAGCUCUUGUUCCUUUAUAGCUAAUGACACUGCCUGAGGUUAAAUUACACCUCGGGCAUAGUGAAACACUGCGCAUACAGACUCCAGACACCAUGACCACUUCAGAUCACUGAAGUGGUAAUAGUGCUUGAAGUAACCCUUUAACUUCCUUACACUGGCAUUGCCAAUACUGCAUAAAUAUAAUUGCUGUAUGUGAACUAAGUAAGACUCCAGAAUACAGCGCAGAAAUGGAUUAAAGUUGAUGCAUAGGUUUUAAAAGGUGUUUAUAUUUUUGUUUUGGUAUAUAUCAACCACUUUACUAUUGCUGCUGCACAAACUGUAUUUUCCUUAAAAAUAAAACCCCAAAAUAGUUUUUAAGAUGCAUAACAAAAAUGCUUUAAAUCUUUCUUUUUUCUUUCAGGUGAAGAUGUAUGGACCUAUGUGAAGGGGCUUCCUCAUUUAUUCCACCAAGGAGGAGUAUUUUAUAAUAUAAUGAAGAAAAAUAUGGGUAAAGUGAAAAAGAAAAAAAAAACAUGCUUUUAUUUUGAAUUCACUUUUAAUUAUUUGUUAAAAUUAAAGAAAAAGUUGUUUGAAAAUGAUGGCAUAAAAUAUCUUGUAUCUCUUGUAAGGGCAUUUUACCAUUAAUCGAUUUUAUGUCUGAUUAUUUAUCAUUAAUUUUGCUGAAAAAAAUGAAAUAAGUUUUUCUGCUUCAUUACAGCAUAACCCUGCCCUCUUAUCCAUGCACCCUAUUUUCAGAAUUAAAAUUCCUUAUUGGAUCUACUCUACUUAGCCAAUGAGAGAGUGUGAGCUGACAUCACUCCAGCCCAUAGCCAGUCACUAUUAUGAAUUGUCCCCUUUACUUUUAGCACGGCUGUUAAAGUAGUAAUAGCAGAGUCAAGUAAACGGCUCAGCUUGCACUGGUUGUAUUGACUGAGCCACUGCUUCCCAAGCAAGAAGAUGUAUUGUGAAAAGGGGAGGCGUGCCUAAGAGAGUUAUGCUACAGAAAAUAUCAAAUGUGUGUGUAUGUGCAAGGAUAUUCCACACAUCAUAACCAAUUCAGCUGGUUAUGAAACAUGGAGUUACCCUUUAAACAUUAUUAGCCCUUCUACUAGGGCUUUUACAGCUUAUACAGAUUUUUACUUGUACGUAAUAUGUUUCACAAAAUGUAUCUAAGUAAUGUAGGAACAUAUACUUUAGUAAGAGUGUACUUUCUGAAGUCCAGAGAUUCCACAAAUAUAUUUACUAAACUUAGAAUUUUAGAAAAUCGACAAGGGAAUUAUCGGUUUUAGAUCACAAUAUUUAUUUAUAAAAUAUUUUACCAGGAAAGAUACAUUGAGAUUUCUCUCGUUUUCAAGUAUGUCCUGGGUCCACAAUAUGCAGAGUUUAGCUAUUUUGGGCCUUAUAUGUGAAAUUCCGUUGUUCGUUUUCCGCAGUUCUGUUUUCUAAAUAUACCCCCAAGGCUUUCGGUCUUCUCCCUAGGUUAUGUUGUUGGAAAGAGUUCUAAAAAUAAGCUGACCUGCUAUGUUCGUAAGAGGUUGACGUAAAGCCACAAGAAAAAACUGUGCCCUCUGCACAAACCAAGAACUCUUAUACCACUUAGGAAAGCUCCAAUAAUCUGUGUUCUGUUUGAGGUGUUUUUAAAAACAUUAACGUUUCUGUACUGUCAUCAGCCAUAUUUCACUUAUUUUUCUUAUUCACACCCAUUUUCUUUUACUUAUCUCUCAUCCAUCUCUACUGCAAGUUUUCUGACAUCACAUUUGUCUCAUACAUUUAAUUUAUUUUUUCCUUAAUUUACUUUGUGCUCUUUACUACUGUCUUGUAUUUGCUUUAUUUUAUUAAAAUGAUUUCCAUUUUGCUUCAUAUUGUUCUUGGUAAAUGCUUCUCUUAUUGUGUUGCAUUCUUUGGCCAUGAUCCUUACAUCUUUUCUUAUUAUAUUUUGUCUAUCGCUAGAACUGCAAUUUACACAAACACAUUACCAAUUCUUUAUUUUAUCUUUUCUUAGGAAUAGUUGAUGGAAAACAUUGCACGUUUCCUCACCUUCCUGGCAAAACAUUUGUCUACAAUGCAGCUGAAGAUAGGCUCGAUCUCUGUGUGGAUGCUGCAGGUCAUUUUCCAAUAGGCCCUGAGGUUGAAGAUUUGGUAAAAGAGGCAUUGAGCCAAGUCCGCUCAGAAGCCGCUUCCAGAAGCAGGGAGUCUAGUCCAUCACAUGGUUUGAUGAAGCUAGGCAGUGGUGGAGUAGUGAAAAAGAAAUCUGAGCAGCAUCACAAUGUGACAGCCUUUCAAGGAAAAGGACACUCGCUGGGAACAGCUUCUAGUAGCCCCGAUCAUAAUCAGAGACCAAAAGAUGCAACAAAGCACUGCGCAACAUCUGAUUUCAAUAGCACUUUCACCUAUUCAGACACUUCAUUGCCCUCCACAGCCAGUGACGGUGAACUUAUCAGAGUAGCUCCUGGAAUGGUAACCAUGAGAGAUAGUCGGCAACUUGAUCCCAAUUUAGUUGAAGCCCAGAGGAAGAAAUUGCAGGAAAUGGUUUCUUCCAUUCAGGCUUCAAUGGAUAAGCACUUACGGGAUCAAAAUGCUGAGCAAUCAGUUGGGACUGAUACUUCUCCAAAAAAGGGAGAAUGGCUUCCUGCAAAGCCUUUGAGCAGUCAGACAAAUACAUGUACGGACACGACUGUUUGUUCUGGUACACAAGAUAGUUAUGUUGCUAGUUCUGUGGAAAACAUGUUAUCUGUGAGGCCUAAAAUUCAACCAGGAGUUUCUGCAGAGUCUUCAGAAGAAAUGGACAGCCAAGAUGUAGAAAUGACCAACAUAGCGGAGCCUAUGGAUCAUUGAUUAGUACAAGCUUCCGUGUAAAGCAGAAUACAUAAAUAUAUUCUAAUAUGUUGUAUGUUGGCUGGCCCACAGUGUGAUAUAGUCCUUUACAGAAAUCUUGUAUGUUUAAAAGAAUAUUAAACUCCUUUUCGCUGCAUGAAAAUGUGUGUAAUUGAGGGUGGUGGUGAAAAGCUGUCAAGGUUAUUCUAGCUUGAAAUAGAUUUGGAAAUAAUUUGUAAAUGUAAUGUGAAGGUCUGUGUUCAUGCAUAUGGAGAAACACGUUGCCUCUUUCAGUGCUGAAGGAGCAUUUAGUAACAUGCAUUGCUUGGCCACUUUACACCCAAUACAUAGUCUGACGAACUGAUCAAUUAUAAAUGUGCUGCUCUGCAUUCUGUUCAAAUUAAAGACAUUCAUCACAACAGAGCAGGUUCUGAGAUUAUUAAUCAGCUCAUGGCUUCAGUAUCUAGUCAGAUUUUGAAAUCCUAACAUGGAUUAUUCAGUGGAAAAUACUAACCAGUAUCUCAUUUUACUCUGCUUGAGGUUUGAUAAUUAGUUUGGCGAGAGGUUGAACUUUCCCAUGUAGUUUUUAAAUUGUGAGGAUUUGUUGAUGCUUUAAAAUUAGAUGUCUGUAGCAUGGUGGUGGACAUUUUUAAGCUCCUAUAAACACCAUAACCACUACAGCUUGCAGUCGUGGUUAUAGUUCAAGGACCUGGUGCUCUCCCUGGGUAAGUAGACAAACCAUGAUAAAUAGUUCGAUAAUAUACCUGGGAUCUGCUUGGUGCUAGUCACAGCAUUUUCUGGAGCCUAAUGUUCCAUCAACUUCACUGAGCUUAGCCCUGUCUAGCCAGCUCAUUGACUCAGAGCAUUAGCUGAGUUCUCUCAGGCAAUGAACUAAGCCCUGCACCACUAGGAUUAACUCAAUGCAAGGAGAUCCUGCCAACAGAUUAGGAUCUGAGCAGACCCCAGGUAAGUUGUCAAAUGGUUUGACUACUUACAUUGGAAGAGUGCCAGGGCACUCCUACUUUUACCUGGCUUAGUUCAGAAAGAGUUUUUCCAACUGUCAGGUUGAGGAUGUAGAGGUGGGGAGCGGCACUCAGCAGACCCCAGAUAAGUCAGAUUAUUCUGAAACAGUUUGACUAUAUACAAAGUGGGAAGCCCUCUUGGCAUCAUAACCAAUACAGUGUGCUGUAAUGGUGCUUGGAGUGUUCAUUUAAUGAUGUUAAGAAAUCUUAAUCAUUUCCAUGGAGAGACUAUUUUUGGGCCCUCUAUCACACACUCACAGGGAUAAGGUAAACCAAAAUUAUUUGAAAUUAAAGGACCACUAUAGUGCCAGGAAAACAUACUCGUUUUCCUGGCACUAUAGUGCCCUGAGGGUGCUCCCACCCUCAGGGACCCCCUCCCGCCCGGUUCUGGAAUAGGGGAAAGGGGUUAAAACUUACCUUUUUCCAGCGCUGGGCGGGGAGCUGUCCUCCUCCUCUCAGCCCAUUCGGCUAAAUGCGUACGCGCGGCAAGAGCUGCGCGCGCAUUCAGCCGGUCACAUAGGAAAUCAUUUACAAUGCUUUCUUAUGGACGCUUGCGUGUUCUAACUGUGAUUUGAGACAGCCGCUAGAGGCUUUGGUGGAAGGCUUAACCCUAUUAUAAACAUAGCAGUUUCUCUGAAACUGCUAUGUUUAUAAAAAAAAAAAAGGGGGGUUAACCCUAGCUGGACCAGGCACCCAGACCACUUCAUUAAGCUGAAGUGGUCUGGGUGCCUAGAGUGGUCCUUUAUUCCUUAGUGAGACACUUUUGUGGACAGUAGCUUACCAUGUGUAUUUAGAGCACUUUAGAAAUAUUACAUAUCUAUCUUCUUAAUGCCACAGGGUUACAGCUCAGUCUGAAACCACUAGUGUAAAAAAAAAAAAACAAAAAAACAGGCAAUUUGUGCAAACCGUUUCCCCAAACUAAUCUCUCUGUAUUCAUACUCUGUCCUUUUAAACUUUUUCCAUUUACUGCUAUGCUGUAAGUUUAGCAAAAAAAUGUCAACUGUUUAAAAUAUUCAUAAUUAAAUACUUGUGGAUACUGGCCUCAAAACAGGUCAGACUUAAAGAAAAUGUGUCCUGUGUUUGGUCUUCAAUAAAGUGAUCAUUAGAAAAUAUUUCUAUUUUAAAUUGGUCCUUGUCAUGCGAAUGGAUGUUGAUCACAUCCAUCAAAUUUUUUCUCAUUAGCCUGUUAGCAUGAUUUUAAAGAGAUAAUACACAAACACCCAAAUUACAGAGCUUGCAAAGCACAAUUCUAGAUCCCACAAGUACUAGCUGGCUUCCUAAGGUGUACUUGAUGUGCAUGGCUACUCUACAUCUAGGAAAUUAAAUUAUUUAAAACAUGCAUCCCUUUAAAUGACAAAAAGGACAAUAGUGUUGUGGUGGCUGAGUUGCUUUUUAUUGCCAUGCUUUACCCCACUAAAACCCAGGCCCAAUGUAGGGACUGUCCUUCUUAAAGAGAUUUACUGAGAGGUAUAUUUAGAAACAAAUCCGUUUCUUGUCAAAUUUAAUAAAGAAUUAUUUAGAUCUAUAGACAAGGCAGUUUGAUAGAGCAGUUCAGGAACUUUAGUCUCCUUUAAUGUCAUUUCUAGCUGUCUUUAAUGUGCAUUGUAGCUGUAGCUAAAUAUAUUUACUACGAUCUAGAAGAUUAUGACGAUACAGUAUAAAUAAGACUGGGAAAAUCAAAAGAAGUAAUGAAGUUGUUAUACUUUGACUGUACAGCAUUGUCACUACCUACUAUUCAAACCUUGGCUAGUGGCAUAGGACUUGAAAUUUGACAUUCUGGCACACAUCAAUAGAAAGAAAGAUGUUUAAAGUCAAGAUGCCAAAUUUCAAGUCCUAUGCCACUAGCCAGGGUUUGUAACGUACUUGCCGCUGCAAGUGUGGAGGGAAUGUGGCAUGUUCGGCAGGAUGCAAAUUGUAUGCCCUGCUUAUAUAAUUGCUCAGAUCAGAUGUACAAUGCCAGAUUUCCUGUGUUUUAAACCAUAACUAAAAUGAUCCAUGUUCAGAGAAUUUAAAAUUCUUAUUAACAUACUGAAGCUAAGCAUGCAUGCCAUAAAUAGUAUCUCUAUAAAAGAACACAAGCUUUCUACCUUAUGGUGUAACAGGGUAGUGCUUCAUAAGCACUUGGCUACUGUCACAGUGUAGUGCUACAAUUGCUCUUGAUAAAUAUGCUGUUACAUGACAUUUUUCUGCAGUCACAUGAUAUGGUUUUGAACACUACAACUUGCGUUUCCAUUUUACCUUGCAUUUUACCAUAUUACCUUUCAUGCUUUAUUUAUUCAUGAAUAUACUUUGAUUAAAGUUAAUUCAGUUUGAAAAGUGAAAUAUUCAAAUUACAUUGUUUACAGUUUGUUUUUAAAUGUAAGAGAUUGUAAAUUAUUUUAACCUUUCCCCCUAUGGUAUUACCCUGGUAAAUACGAUUUUAAUAUAGAUUAAAUAUGGCCUUACUGGGAAAUGGUUUUUAAACGUGAGUAGCCGCUGGAAUUUCAAGUAGUAGUAUAUUUAUUCUACUAUAAGGAGUAUUUGUUUCUCAGACACUGAAAUCUUCAUAGAAUGUCACGCAUCACUGUAUGAGACUGUUCACUUCCAAUCACUUUUAUUAUUGCCUUUAUAAUAUGGCGUAAGUUCUGAACAAACUUGAAUUGGAUUGGCUGAAAUCGGCAAGGGGGCAGGGCCGAACGCAGUUUUGACCAAUCAGCACCUCCUCAUAGAUAUGCAUUGAAUCAGUGCAUCUCUAUGAGGAAAGUUCAGCGUCCCCAUGCAGAGCGUAGAGAUGCUGAACAGCACUUCUGCCUACUGAGCCAGGAAGCACCUCUUAGUGGCCAUCUAAGGAGUGGCCACUUGGAGGUGUCACUAGGGGCAAUGUAAACACGGCAUUUUCUCUGAAAAGGCAGUGUUUGCAUGAAAAUGCCUGAAUAUAAUAAUUAUACUCACCAGUACAACUACAUUAAGGUGUAGUUGUUUUGGUGACUAUAGUGUCCCUUUAAAUUCAGUUUUUCUAAACAGACAUAUUAGGAAUAAGAAGCCUUGAGAGUAAUUGUCCACUCCCAAAUGAUAUACCCAUGAUCCAUACACUAUUUUACUGAAUCCUUCCCAGUUCUAAUCACAUAAUGAUCCCAGUAGAGGUGGACUUUGUUGCUUAUUUUGCGUUUUCUUUAACAGCCACCUAAGCAAAGUAUUGCAAUUGUUGUCACACUGGUUUGCACUAGACCACUAAAGCUCAUUCCGUACGAUUUAGUAGAUAAUUCAUUGUGCCAUAACACUUUUAUAGACAAUUAUACAUGGUCACAUUCCAUAGGAAAAUUCAAAUCAGAUUUUUGUUUGACUAUAAAUAAAUGUAAAAUAAAGAUAACCAAUUAUCACUUUAAAUAUCACAUGUACAUAAUUUGAUAUUAGAAAUGUAUGUAGUUUGGCAGAGCCUUGUUCUUGAUAAUAUAUACAUAUGUAAGGUGUGUUUAAUAUAAGUUAACUGCAGAAUUUGUGAUUUAAAAAACUUUUUUUUUUGUUUGUUCUGUCAGAGCAACCUGUUAUAGUGUUGUUUCUGAAACUGAAUUAGCAGAUCAAAUUCAGCCGUUGCUGCAUUGCAAAUAAAGUAACAGCCUCGAGAUGUAUAGAUGACAAGGUCACCUUCAGGUAGGCAUAAAAUUUGAAUCUUCAUAACCUAAUGACAUCUCCAUCAAACCUAUAGAUUAAAAUAUAUACAUCGUUGAAUGUUUCUGCCUUCUCCACAUUGGCUCUGCAUUGAAUGUGGGUGUCUCCCCACUCUUUAAAUCUUGUGAGCGGUCAUCCAAAAUUCCUAGCUUGCAGCUCACUUAUGCAAGUAGGUAUUGUGGCAAGCCUCUCACAGCAUGUUGGGAGUGAGAUGAUGCACACAUUUCUUCCUGCCUUGUUUGCUACUUUUAUCUCAAUGCUGGUGGCAUAGUAGAACCAAUUCUGAAAAAAUAAACAAUGUACUCUGUAUAUUUGUGAUGUUUAGAUCAAAUGUAUACAAUGUAUGGAAAAAUGUAAUCCUUCAGAACAUUGUCAUUUUUUUUUAAAUACUGAUAAAUCCCAUCCCAAAAUAUUAUAUAUUUUCAAGUUAUUUAUUGGAAAUGUAAAUUGUCAGGAAUUUCUUCUGAGUUUCAAAUUAGUCAAAAUAGCCUAUUUAUGUUUUGGGUUUUUUGUGGCUGUUAGGACCUAAAAUUUGAAAUCCCAGUUUAAUUCAUAUUGAAUUCCCAACAAUUCAUACUUUUAGUAAAUAUCUCUGUGUUGAAGAUUUUUAACUUUACAUUGUGGAAGAGAUUUGUUAGUUAAUGUAAAGUUGAUCUUUAACCCCUUAAGGACACAUGACAUGUGUGACAUGUCAUGAUUCCCUUUUAUUCCAGAAGUUUGGUCCUUAACAGGUUAAACCCAAUAAUUCUAUACUGUUGUAUGGAGUUUAUUAAUUAGCUUAAUUUUUCAUCAUAGAUCAAUUCACCUUUUCCUCCACACCCCUCUCCUCCUCUGUAUUAUAAUCUUAUGAAUGCUUACAAGGACUGCUAUCUGGGCUGUUAUAUUUCUAAAUUAUUGUGAAAUAAACCCACAUUUCUGUAUCCAAAUUUGAUUUUGCUUUAUAUAUUCUACAAAUAAAUUAUAUGGUAAAUCUACAAGGUGCGUGUGUAAAAACCAUACCAUAUGUUUUGUGAUGAUCUGCAGUGGUUUAUAAAUGUAUAGAGGUCUGCUUCUGAUAUCUACUCCUGUCCCUGCAUUUGCUGGAUCAAAUAUAUUUUUUAAAAGAAUCAGUGAUUUUUUUUAAUGAUGCAGAUACAGUGACAUCUUCAAUGCUGGCUGGUAGAUGACGGAUACUCAUCAGCCUUACUGCUUGUUCAGUUAUAUUUCUGCCCAUUUGUUUGGUAAGUGCUUUUUUCAUUUUAUAGCCUGCGGAUGACUUGUGUUUCAGACACAUAGCUCUUUUUAAAACAGUGCACUGAGAUCUCAACAUGCCUGCAAUUGAAUAGGCUGUUUCGAAAAGAGACAUCUUGAUUAGAAAUGUCUGAUUUGGGCCAUACUUGAAAAUGCUUGAAAAUUAAAGAUAUUAAAAAAACAAAAACAAACCUCAAAUGUGAUAUCCAUUAUAUACCACCCAUACCCUGUACAGUUAUACAAAUUCAGGACAAGAAAUAAAAAUAGCAAUAUCAUAAUAGUUGCAAUGUACUUACACUUUGUUUUAAUAUAAAGAUAUACACAUUUUAGCAUAUGAUACUUUGUCACUCGUACUAUUAGAUAACACAUUGUAUGACUCACAUGCAUGCUAUUAUAGGACCUAUUCUGACUCACACACAUUCCAUAAGGAUGCAUUAUUAGACUCCCACACACUGCAUAGUAGAAUACCCUACUGGGUCCUGAAAGAAAGCUGUUUUUACAGCUUUGAAUUAAAGAAUUAGCUAGCCUGAAAUAAUCUUUCUCCUUCAUCUAGAACAGGGGUGGGCAAUCUUUGGCCCUUCAGAUGUUAAGGGCUACAUCUUCCUUGAUGCUUUGCUAGCAUUAUGGCCCUAAAAGCAUUAUGGGAGAUGUAGUCCAAAACAUCUGGAGGGCCGAAGAUUGCCCACCCCGAUCUAGAAAAUACCUUUUAAAGGGUUAUAAUAAGGACCAUACCACUACAGAGUGAUGUGGUUGCAGUGCUGGGAGUCCCCUGCUGCCAUCUGGUGGUAAGCUAUCAAAUCAUUUAUAAGUGGUUUGAGAGUGUCAGUGGUUGGCUCUAAACUAAUAAAACAUGGCUAUUCUUGGUUGAUAUGAUAAUGCUCAAAUCUGAAUCUCAACUUUAGUUUAUCAUCUCCGAUCACGGUGCGGGUUGACCGUUCGUCAGUUAGCGACAUGGGACCCCUGCUACACUAGUGAUUAUGAUGCUUAGGGUAUACCUUUGAAUGAUUGCAUGAGGAUUUGAUGUCUUUGUGCAUAUUAUUGUUUCCAAUAUCUCACUAUAAUAUACUAAAUUUUAAAGGCAGUAUGACUGUUAUAGAGUUAAAACCAGGCAUUUUAGCAUGCAAUGAAUUUGUUUGAAACGGACCAUACAUUGCAUUGUAUUAAGAGUUGAAGUACCUUGUAAAAAGCACUUAGUAGAAUUCACAGUUUUAUUUUUCCUUGAAAUAUUUAGGCUAAAAUAGCUCAUCUAGAAGAUAAGCAAAGUUGGGGGGGAAAAGUGAAUAUUUUACAGUUCAGAUAACUUUUGUGCAAAUUGUAUAGAUCUGCUGUUUAUAUUUUGUAUCAGAGCCGCUACAUUUUCAAAAUUGACAAUUUACCUUAAUAUUGACAAUUUAAGGUCUAAGUGGCAAAAUGCUCAUCACUGUAUUAUUUUUUUAUUUUAUUUUUUGUUCCAGCCAUUUUAUUUUCCAUCCAAAGACGGACAUUCUUGAGAAGGCCUGUAUUUCCUGGGUAUGGGCUACAAAAAUGUAAUAAGUCAGGGAGUGCGUAUUUAAGAAUACUGGACGAAUUACUGAUGGUCCCAUUAUUCCUCAGGCAGUGAAAUAUGUGGAAUCCAGUAACAGCUGCCACAAAGGCUUACCUGCAUGUGUUGGGAGUCAUAAUCUAGCUAUAACUACAUAUUACUAUGUUGUGAUGACAAUGGUACUUGUAGGCUUUUUAUGUAUAUGUGCCAUAACAAAAAGAGGUGCAGUUUAGAGAGGUAGUGUAGCUUUUAUCUUUUGUGUCCCGGUGGUGGAGCUCACUUCGCAGUGGAUUACUACUACUGAUUGUUGUGAAUUUGCUUCAUUACGUUUCCUAUUAAACAUAGGUACACAAUGCCAAGUGUUUAUCGCUCCACACUUCAUUGAGCCAAUCUUUAUUUUGUUUUCCAAUUGAUGUGCAAUAUAAUGAAAUGUAUGAUCUGUAAUGUAAAAAAAAAUAGUGUAUUAUAAGACUACAGUAUAUUAUAUUACAUUUGACUGUUCAGGGUUGG
This is a messenger RNA of Pelobates cultripes (western spadefoot toad), 19871 nucleotides long. The record is from the annotation of a GenBank genome assembly. NCBI's taxonomy places the organism in Eukaryota, Metazoa, Chordata, Amphibia, Anura, Pelobatidae.